This is a messenger RNA of Culex quinquefasciatus (southern house mosquito), 846 nucleotides long. RefSeq lists its product as uncharacterized. NCBI's taxonomy places the organism in Eukaryota, Metazoa, Arthropoda, Insecta, Diptera, Culicidae. The transcript is spliced from 2 exons. Gene Ontology annotation, cellular component: extracellular region. The record is from RefSeq and is a predicted model, not a curated record. Gene Ontology annotation, molecular function: chitin binding. Bases 37 to 831 code for a protein of 264 amino acids.
AACCUCAAUCACAAGUCCUAGUUCACCUCUAUCAGUAUGAAGCUUCUCAUUCUCGUGGUAUCGGUCCAGCUAGUCGCUCUAAUCCGGGCGGAUAUUCCCGGAACCUUCCUAAACCGUACCACCCAUCGAGGUGUAGAUCCAUCUGCUGCGGCAGCGUCUUCGGACCAGCAGUGCGAUGGCCUGAGCUAUUACACCACCUGCACUCCCGGCAUGUGUGAAAUGGUUCAGGUGUGCUUGGGCGCCUCAACGGAGUAUCGCUACUGCAGCAUGGUGAAUCCCGAUAAGCCGUUUUGCAACAAGGGCGAGUGUUCGGAUGUGCCCGACUUUAGUGGCGGCUGUGAACCUAAUCAUUUGUGGUGUACCGGAGAGGGCUGGUUCCCGGAUCCUAACGUUUGCUGGCUGUAUCACUACUGCGAAGAAUUGAACGUAAUGUCCGACGUGGCCAUGUGUCCUGCGGGAUAUGUUUACAAUCCGGAAACUAGUAUGUGUAAAAAGAAGCUAUCCGACGAAGACUGUAUCCGGAUUGAGUGUGACGCCGAUGAGGUAUUGUCUCCGUACGGUGAGAGUAAACGUUACUUUGGAUUCUGUCAGCUGGAAGGGGCUAUGUCGAUCAACAUCCGGAUGUACCAGUGUCCAGAUGAUACCAAGUUCAACGGCAAAGGAUGUGUGUACGAGUGUACGGCAGUAGGAAGAUUCGGUGUAGAUUCGGAUCCAAGUGUUUUCUAUACUUGUUUUGAGGUUGGAGGUGAAGCAAUGCUAGAAAAGUGUCCUGUAGGUAAAACGUUUGACAAAUCCAAAGGAGUCUGCACAAUUCCUCCACCAACAAAUUAGUACCUUUAUCUUGAA